AAAAACUGUCAUGUAAUAAUUUAUCAUCUGCUAGGGCCGGCGCCGUGGCUCACUUAGUUAAUCCUUCGCCUGCGGCGCCGGUAUCCCAUAUGGGCACCGGGUUCUAGUCCCGGUUGCUCCUCUUCCAGUCCAGCUCUCUGCUGUAGCCCGGGAAGGCAGUGGAGGAUGGCCCAAGUGCUCGGGCCCUGCACCCGCAUGGGAGACUAGGAGGAAGCACCUGGCUCCUGGCUUCGGAUCAGCGUAGCUCCGGCCGUAGUGGCCUUUUGGGGGGUGAACCAAUGGAAGGAAGACCUUUCUCUCUGCCUCUCUCUCACACUGUCUAAUUCUACCUGUCAAAUAAAUAAUAAAAAAAAUUUAUCCUCUGCUAAUUAUUUGAUUUCACUAUAUUUGCUUAACUGAAAAAUAUAUACAUACAUCUAUAUGUAUAUAUAUAUAGCACUUCUGUGAUCUCAUUAUACUCCUUGGAAACAUCUUUAUUGAGUUUUUCUCUUUAAAUUGUUGCUUUUGUAUAAGUGGCACCCAGCAAAAAUGUUUCAAAAUUAAUUCCUCUCUCUCCUUAUUUAAAAAAAAAUCUGUAAAAUUUGGUUUUGCUAUUAAAUUAGGGAUCCAGCUUAAAGUAAAGUAAAUGGGCUCCUUAAAAUACUUCCACAGACUCAACAUGAAAUAUAACCACUUCAGCAAGAUAAAAUCUGGACAUGAAUAUUAGACAAAGUUGCCAUGUAUAACGUAAGUUAUAAAUGUAUAAGCCACAGAGCCAAGUAAUGAGUAGGCAAUUAGUAGCAUAGUCAAGGGAUUUGAUGAAAACCAGAGCUAUUUCUGUUAUCAGAUGAGUGAGCAUUCUAAAUGUUUUCCUAAGGACAACAUGUGCUCCUCCAUAAUGGGAUGAGAGCCACUCUAAAAUGAGAAGUCGAUCUCACUUGGAUGCAUUUUAUUGGAAAACGCUCACCAGGGGGCAAUUCCUGCUCCAAGUGGUAGAGGACUAAGCAGACCGUGACAUGUCAUCACCAAAUUCCAUGCAAGGAUUAAUGGCUCCAAAGAACAAGAUGCCUCUCUAAGUCUCCCUGUAACCUUACACCCAAGUGGGACUUGUCCCGCCAUUCCAGUCCCCCUUACACACCAAGGGGCAGACGGUGGCUUUCCACAAGCCACAGAGGAGCAAGGCACAUGGAUAAUCCCGUGCCAUCAUCUCUCUUGGUUCAGGCCAAGUCAUAGCACUCAUGGGACCUGCCAAAACAGAAGCUCGCCUACCCUGGGGAGAGUGGGUUAGCGAGACCUGGAAUUUGCUUAGAGCCAUCUCUCACCACAAGGGAAGGCUACAAUGUCCCUGGAAAAAUAUUGUCUGAUUCUGCUACUAAUUUGGUUCAAACGACCUUGAAAGGCUGAGGGAUUUCAAUAACUCUUCCACCUCAUAUAUAAAAGGGCUGCAACAAUGAGAUGUCAGGACAGCACCUGUGGUCUUCCCACACCGGCGCUGAGGAGGCAGGAGCAAGGCUAUCGGCUCACCUGCAGAUCCAUCUGUGAGGGGAUGAACAACCAGUACAUCCGCCGGGAGGUCUUCUGCUGCGAAACUUGCGAUGAACUCAAAAGCUUCUGGGAAAAAGAGAUUAACAAACAGACCUGCUACCGAGCACUGGAGGAAGAUCGCCAGGGACGAAGCGCCCUGAGAAAGCUCCGGGAAGAAUGGAAGCAGAGGCUGGAGAUGAGGCUGAGAAUGCUGGACAACCCGGAUGAGAAGGGAAAGCAGGCAAAGCCCUCGGACUGACAGCUCCCCCGCCCCGCCCCGCCCCCGCCCCGCCCCCGCCCCACCCCAGCAGCUUCCAGGACCAGCCACCAAGGGCACUUUUCUAAGAGAAAAAGCUAACACCCAAGUUGUGCUGAUUCCGAGCAAGGCCACUCCCUGGUGCUCCCUGUCUGUGAAGGGAUUUACAUGUGAAACCGCCCCCGUGCUAAUGGGAGCUGUGAUCCUGCUCAAUCCUCCACACGCAGGGCAGGGCGACCGCAGAUGGGAUGGGAAGUUCCAGUUAUCUAAUAUAAAAAGCUCUCCGAAUUAACACGCCCAGGUCUCAGAGAUCCAAGUAGCACAAUGUAUUCCCACAUCUUCUCAUUUGCAAACCUGGAUGUUUUCUCUUUAAGUUUCCAGAGUGCGGGGACCUGGGCAGGCCUCUGGCUGCCUCAAGGUGUCCUGGGAAGGCAGUCAUGGAGUCUUGCCUUGCCUUUCUCCCAUUUGUGAAUGCAAAAAUGCAACUGCUUGCAGAAAUAAAGCUGUCAUUAUUCAAAGAG
Molecule: messenger RNA, 2280 nt
Organism: Oryctolagus cuniculus (rabbit)
Lineage: Eukaryota; Metazoa; Chordata; Mammalia; Lagomorpha; Leporidae
Gene: FAM240B
Product: family with sequence similarity 240 member B
Source: RefSeq, a predicted model, not a curated record